This is a messenger RNA of Closterium sp. Yama58-4, 558 nucleotides long. Lineage: Eukaryota; Viridiplantae; Streptophyta; Zygnematophyceae; Desmidiales; Closteriaceae. The record is from the annotation of a GenBank genome assembly.
AUGACCAGGCUGUGGGGAUUGUCUCGUCGUGGACCUCGCUGUGGGGGUCGUCUUAUCUUGGACCUCGUUCUCGCUCUCCUCACGCCAUCGUCUCCCUCUCGCGCUGAGCUGCUCUACCCUUCCUGGCUCUCCCGCUCUGCAUUCAUCAUGGCACUGGGCUACACUCUAACCGUCCACUGGACUGCUUGCUGCACCUCCCAGGCUGCCUUUGCUGCCAUCGCGUCCCUGCUCAUGGCCCACAGCGCAUGGGAGGUCGUUUCAGGCUCACCCUGGGACCCCACUGCACCGCUCUUCACCCUCUUCCACUCCCUGCUGUGCAUCCCACUCCCUCCUGCCACCCUCCCAUCACCCAAGCCCCAUGCCCCUGACUCCACCACCAUACCAUCAGCAGUUCCCCACCCUCCAACCCAACUUAACGGCCACAGCAGCAGCAGAGGGCAGGGUGGGUCGCAGGGCACGCAGCAGCAGAGGCGAGAGGAGGGGGAGAGCAGUGGUAGGUUGGGGAGCACUGCUGUGCGGGACAGAGCAGCCCGGCACAGGAAACCCCAGCGGGCGUGA